AAACAAUUAAAAUUGUGGGAAAAUGGACAAUAAUUUGCGCAUUAGUCAAGAAAGCAUUGAAAUGGACGAUAUAAUCGCCCAGAUUAAUCCUCAAAGAAGCCAACCUACUCAUGAGAGGUAUCAGGGUAAUACUCCAGAGAUUGCCUCUCCAAAAGAAAGGAAUAGAGAUGAUACUUUUGAUCAUUAUGAUGAUGAGAAUGCUUACUCCCAAAGAGCCAGCGCUGAGACUUUCACUAGAGAGUUUCCUGAGAACGAGGUUGGGGAGUCUAAUUUAGACACUUCGAAGCAUGUUGCAGCUUCUGAGAUUAGUAAAAACCUUUACGUACAGAAAUCUGAAGGCUAUCAUCAUCCUCAACUUAUCGAUGAAGAUAUAGAAACCUUUAAGACCAAGUUAGAAGCAUCUAUUCUCAAUUUUAAGAAUGAUGCCUUGAAAGAUUUCAUGAACAUUAAGAGAAAUGUUCUACAAGAACAAAUGAACACCAUUGAUAACGAGAGAAACAAGUACAAUGCUCUUCUGAGUUCCAAGCAAAACGAGAUCGAAAUGCUUAAGGAGAAUCUGGCAUCUAGCAACAAACUUAAUGAUGAUUUGAGAGUCAGAUGUGAAAUCUUAGCUCUAAUGGCUGGUAAAUAAUAGGCAGAUGAUGAGACUCAGGGUGUCUCAGUACAAAGCAUUCAAGGCCUUGAAGAAUUACGUGGGCUUUAAAAAGCAUUCAAAGAAUGUAUUAGAAGCUAAAGAUAGAGAAAAUAACAUUAAAAAUAAAAGAAGGAUCUUCCAAGCCUGGCAAAAGAGAUGGAAAUUAUGGAAAACUCAGAAGAGUAAAGAAGAUUUUGAACUAAGGUUAAAACAAGAUAUGAGCUCUAUUAGUGCUCAGUACAGCAAGGAAAUCGAUACUUUGAGAAAGCAAUUGUCAGAAGCUACCCAUACAAUUAAUACUUAUGAAAAGACUAAAAUUAUGCAACAAGAGAAUUUGAAGAAGGCCUUUAUGAAAGGAGUGUGCUCGAUGAAUAUGGAGGCAAUGUCAAUUCUAAAUCCUUCUGAACAGCCAGGGAUGGAACAUAAGUUUGAAUCUUUAGUUGAUAGUGUAUUCUCAGAUUCAACCCCAGCAAGACAACUGGCUUUUAAUAACUCCACUUCUUCAGAUUAUAAAGUGUAUGACAGUAAUCUAAAGCAAGAGGAUGUUUUUAAUAAACUUGGUAUUCAGAUGUCUGAAGGUAAUGGAUCAGAGUCCUCAGUGCAUAAUUCUUCAAUUCAUCAGACUCCAACUCAAAGGGCUCAAACACAUAAUGAUUUUGAACACCCAGAGAAAGAGAUCAAGCCUGAGAGAAAUGUUUAUACUGAAGUAGAAACUGCUUCUGAGACGAAACCAUACCCAGCUUCUUCUGCUGUGAAGAUCAACAAAGCAGAGAAUGAAAUUAUUAUCAAUAAUACAAAGAUCGAGAGCAAGGAUAACAUGUGGAAACCAGCCCCAGUGAUGAGGCAAGAUCCGGUGAUUGUUAAUAACGUCAAUACAUCAGCAAAUUAUAAGAGCAUGAAUCUAUCCUUUAAUGAGAAUUCAACAGUCCCAAGGCCUACGCUGGGACUUCCAUCUGGUAUUCAAAAUACUGCAAAUAAUACAUUUGUGAGUAAUCUCCAGGGAAUUCAUAGAACUCAGAACAACAAUGCUGACUUGAUUGAGACUCUGACUCCACAGCCGAUGAGUCACCCUGGGAGUUAUCAGCCUCAUUACCAAUCAAUUAGCCAAGUUAACCAGAAGAUGCAAUCUGUGCCUGAAUUUAAAGCAGUGAAGGAGAAUAUGAGCUCGAAUAUAAUGGACUCUCUUCCUCAGACAAUGGUAGCACAGAAGAAGACUACCUCUACAGGAGGGAAGACCAUCAGAGUUAACAGCAGACAAGCAAGUGCUGUAAAAGAAACCCCAGCGAAAGAAACGACUAAAGCAUCAGCAAGGAAAUCAUCCGUCUCUAACCAGAAGAAAAUGGCAACUAGAUGGAGAUAA
Moneuplotes crassus is the source of this 1994-nucleotide messenger RNA. NCBI's taxonomy places the organism in Eukaryota, Ciliophora, Spirotrichea, Euplotida, Euplotidae. The record is from the annotation of a GenBank genome assembly.